Molecule: messenger RNA, 2214 nt
Organism: Physella acuta
Lineage: Eukaryota; Metazoa; Mollusca; Gastropoda; Physidae
Source: RefSeq, a predicted model, not a curated record
CCCUGCUACGGAGGAUGUCGCAACAAACAUUGAGAAAGGUCCGCCAUUUCUGGUCCCAGCCUCUGCCAAAAAUCUUCACUGCUCUGGUCACCGCCUGCUGCUGCCUGGUUGUCAUGGAGCGGUACCUCACGGUACCGGACAAAACCCUGAAACAUCGAGACGAUGACGGUCAACAACCGAACAAGACUAACUCUCACUGGCUACACUCUCUCUUUAGAAAAGGAAAAAGUGGGAAUCCCUUGACAAUCAACGAGGAAAGUGAACGUUUAGGCUGUGUGUUCCCGGAUGUGGACCCCUACUCCCCAGGGAUUAUGAAGCUGGCAGGAUUAGACAAAAAACCCUUGCGAUGUGACAGAUACAUGCCUGAUAUCACCUACGUGAACCAGAACACUUUAACAGUUAACAGAUCGAGAAUUAAAAACGAAAUCAUGUUUAAAUUCUGCAAGUAUAGAGAUAUAUUUAAAAACGGGACAGACGAUAAGAAAGCGUUGUUCGGAGCAUGGAGCGAACCGUUCGAUACUAGCGUAAAACUACCAGACACCACGGAGUUUAUUGUUGUAGAGUGUGAAAACAAAGCCAAAGAAACGAUAUCAAGAACCUACCACGCGUUAGUUCCCAUACAUAAGGAACUCACCAAACUUAAACUUAAAAAACGUAGAAUCUCAGGAGUUAAGGAAACGUUGAAUGUAAUCAUGAUAGGCAUGGACGGAUUGUCUAGACAUCAAUACAUGCGGUCUAUGAAUUUAACCUACAAUUUCUUAAUGAAGGGACUUAACUCCUUCGAUAUGUCAAUGCACACGCAAGUUGGUAUCAACACAUUUCCUAAUUUCCUCCCUUUACUAACUGGCUACAAUCUCAGUGAGGUGGAAAAAUGGUGGACGUGGUCAGAAAAUACGGAUGAGUUUGACCUUAUUUGGAAAGAUUACCAUAAACAAGGGUACAGAACACUUUACACUGAAGAUCAGCCUAUAAUUGGUGGAUUCCACUUCGAGAAACCCGGAUUCAUGUUCAAGCCUACUAUGUAUUACAGCCGGCCUAUAAGCUUAGCCAUGGAGGCCGACAGAGAGCUCUGGAGGUCGGGUCCGCAUUGUGCGGGAAACGAGCCGGAAAUACAAUUCCAUUUAAACUACAUUGAACGGUUUUUCGACACUUUUCCGGAUACGCCUCUAUACGCGAUGUCGUUUUUGACGAAACUUACGCAUAACGAUAUGACCAAUUCCAAAAUGGCGGAUGAAAUGAUGUACACAUUUUAUAAAUCGUUGCAAGAAAAAGGUCAUCUUAACAACACACUGUUAUUGACCUUUUCAGACCACGGUCCAAGGCUAGGACUUAUUAGACCUACUGUAAAUGGUAUGGUAGAGAGCCGCGCCCCCUACUCCAUUUUCACAUUCCCAAGAUGGUUUUUAGAUAAAUACCCGGAAGUGACGAAAAAUCUAAAAAUAAACACGCGUAGGUUGACGACACAUUUUGACACUCACGCGACACUUCAUGACCUUCUGUACUUUAAGGUAAAGGACAAAUGCCCACCGAGUAACAAUAAACACGGCGUCAGUCUAUUUCAGGAAAUUCCCAAAAGUCGAACGUGUGAAGAUAUUCCAAUACCACUAGAGUUCUGCCUUUGUAACCAAGUACAGAUGGAACCAACAAACCCACGCGCCAACAUAUCCAAAGGUUUUUCAAAAAUUAUACUCCACGCGAUCAACACAAAAAGAAACGAAACCGUUUGCACGCGACUUCAACUCAAAGAAAUUCUACAAGUCGUACAGAUUAAGCUUCCCAGUCUAGGGUCGGAUGAUAAAAUGGUGUACAAAGUAAAAAUACAAACCAACCCAGGAGAUGCGAUUUAUGAAGGCACGAUUCAAACUACUUUGACACAAGAUGAAAACAUUAUGACGUAUGUGGAAGAGUUCCUGUCAGGGGGAGGCAAUAAAAAAUUUAUAGUAGGGGAAACAAUCGAUAGAUUGAACUUAUACAAAGGACAGGCUGACUGUGAGAAAAACGACGCGAGGAAACCUUAUUGUUAUUGUAAAGACUUAAUUACAUCAUGAAUAUAAUUGAUGGUAUGUUAUCGCACAUAGAUAUUAUUGAAUUGGUUACAUAAUUAACCUACUUGAACAAGAGGUAGUUUAGAUGUUAUUUGUAUCUGAUUAUUAACGCAAUUAUUCAACUAAAUUUGGGUUAACAGAAAUUGAAUAUCAUUAUACUUUUAUCAAA